Molecule: messenger RNA, 1973 nt
Organism: Chara braunii
Lineage: Eukaryota; Viridiplantae; Streptophyta; Charophyceae; Charales; Characeae
Source: the annotation of a GenBank genome assembly
UGGUCAUCGCUUUCCUGUUUUUUUUUUCCAAUAAUAUUUUUGGUCUCUUCCAGGUUCACGUUUCUGCUGCCAUAACAGUAAUCCAUCAUCACUAUCAUGGGAGGUGUCAGGCGCAGCAUUGCUCGGCUUUGCCUGACCUCCGGAGGCAAGGGUUGCUGGCCUCAGCGGGCCGUACGGCGAAGGCGACGCCUGACUACGGGAUCAAAGAAUGCUGUUGGUGCUGACAUCAUCAACUCGCUGCCGGAUGCGCUAAUCUUGGACAUUCUGGGUUGCGUGGGCGACGCGAAGACUGUCCUGCGCUGUGCUGCGGUCUGCCGAAGAUUCCGAGACCUAAUUGACCGGGUGCCCAUUCUACGGUUUGAGAUGAAAAGGUGGGAGGGAAGUUUUCAGGUUGACAUCAACAAGCAUGUGACAGCAGCCAUUCUCCGGACCACGUACCUGAAGAGCUUGACGAUCUGCUGUGAGAAGUACCCCGGCUGGGGUCCCGAGGUUGUGGAGGCGUGGCUAGCACAUACGAGCAAGUUUCUAGAGGAGUUCAGUUUCAAGGACAAUGUUGCGGAGGACAACUGCAACUUCAACACGGGCGUGGCCGAUCCCAAGUGUUUUCUCCACCGCCUUGUCUCCUCGGUGAUGGACCAUUGCGUCAAGCUGCGGAAGCUGGAAGUAUGUUGCCCGUACACGUUUAACUGUCUGCAUCUGAGCACGAGCCAACUCGAGUCGUUGCAGUCGCGAAAGCCUUUUGCAAGUCUCGAGCACUUGGCAGUGAGCGAAGUGGCAUUCUUUGGGUGCGAGUAUUUUGAACCGCCCUUUGGUGCGUUUCCAAACCUUAAGGUAUUGCAUUUGGACAAGAUAACGGGGGUAAAAAUGGCCUUUGUGGGGUCGAAAAGUCUGAAGGUGUUGAGGUUGGGCACGGGUUUCCGGUCAAGCCUUGACAGUGUGACGAUUGACGCUCCCAGUCUGGAGCGUUUGGAGUUGAGGUUUGUUAGAAGCCUGUGUCUCGACAAAGGGACGAUGCCAGAGGUCAUGGAGUUAGACCACUGUCUGCAAUGCCAUUUCUCAGCUCCGUCCUCCUCCUCCUCCUCGUCCUCAUCGACCUGCUCCCUCCCCUCCUCGACUUCCACCUCCUCCGCCUACUACUACUCCUCUUUCAACGGGCACAGCAAUCCGUGGAGGGCGAAGAGGGUACCGAUCGCACUCUCCAUCUCGCUCGUUUACCAAGCGUGCAGCGAGGAGGACAAGAGCCUCUUGUUCUGGAAGGCGGAGGACUUGGUCGCUCUCAUCAGUCAUCACAGGCGCCUGCUCUCUCAUCUCUCCUUGGAAGUCGACUCUGUCCCUGGUCCCGAAUCGCGGUCCGACGUGAUGGCGGUAUCGGAGGCUCUGAUCAAUGAGCUACCUCAGCUGCAGACGCUCGAGAUUAGGAGAAUGGGGAUGGUCACUUGGCUGGAGAAGUUUGUGGAAGUCAAGCGCGGGUUCUCUCGGAAGAACCUGAGGGGUCUCCUCUAUGCUCCGAAGUUGGAAUCCGUCGACCUCUGCGCCGGGUACGGGACUUUCUAUACGAUAGGAGUUCUGGAGAUGUUUUUGUCGUCCUGCCCGAGGCUCAGAAGUGUAACUGUUAGGCUUUUCGUCCGCAGAAUGACGCCCAAGAAGUUUUUCGUGAAGUGGAAGAAGCUGCAGCAAAGACAUCUGUCCGUCCAAUUUGUGCUGUUGGAGAGACCCGGCGAAGUAGAUUGGGAGAUGGUACUCAAUUUACCUCCCAUGCCGUUUCAUUCUGACUACGAAGCCAAGGUCGAGUACAAAGAAAAGGUACGAAAGCAACUGGAAACCCCUGGGAGGUGGUAUAGGCAAACAGGUCGAGGCGUUUUCAUCGAAGAAAGGAGUGUGUUAUAGUUUCCCCUCUUGUACAAACACUCACACUCACACUCACACUCACACUCUCCUUUUUUUUCUUUUUUUUGGUCGAUAUAAUUACGCAG